Molecule: messenger RNA, 573 nt
Organism: Candidula unifasciata
Lineage: Eukaryota; Metazoa; Mollusca; Gastropoda; Stylommatophora; Geomitridae
Source: the annotation of a GenBank genome assembly
AUGGAGCUACAAAUUAAGCAGGAGCGAGAUAAGAUACUAACAGAAAAAGCAGUUAAAGAGAAGCACAUGAGAGGGCAGCUGGACACACAGCUGGAAGAGAAAGAGAAACAACUGCAUGAUAUUCUAACAAAGCAGCAAGAACUGGAAACACAAAUGAAUGCCCUGAACAAAGUAAAGACGAUCACAAAACAAGAGAAUGAACGAUUGCUCAAGGAGAAAGAAGAGUUGGAAGCCCUGCUUAGCCACUCUCAGGAAACUUUAGAAGCAUCCAGAAUGUACAUCCAGCAGAUACAGAUACAUCAACAAGAGGUAACCAAGGAGAGAGCUAGAGCGGUGGUGUCAUUCUCAGAAAGUGUUGCUGCACAAAAGGACAGUCUACAAAUCCAACUGGCCAUACUCAAAGAUAUCAAUAAGAGACUUCGAGAUGAUAAAGAUGAAGCAGAAGCAACACAGGCAAGGAUGAACCAGUCAAGAAUGACUAAUCGCAGCAACUCAACACCGCUCCAGAAGAAGAGCUUUGUCAGCAAAAUCCAGCAUUACCCAACUACUUUUCCUGCAAAUGAUUCUAACUAG